CAGCACAUUUCCGACUUGUGGACUUUUGCACAGCAUCCAGGCAUCAUCUUCGAUCCCUGUCCAUCGCUAGACGAUGUACAGACACUAAUCAUGGCGGGCAGGGCAAAAUUGGAAGAAGCUCUGAGCGAACACGAGCCUCUCUUUAAGCUUCCAGGAAGUGUUACGUAUGUAGGCGGUACGGGUGGAACUGCAACCCUGGGACCGGACGGUGUUCUUCCUUGGGGUUCCUGGCGUAAGCCACCGAGACGUGCUCCUCGGGCAGCAGGCUUCAACCACACGUAUGAGCUGAUUCAACAGGGGUUGACGGUGGAUGUCAUGUGCUGGCCGCCUCGUACCGAGCGCGAAAGAAGCAUCCUCACCGUGGCGCUGACGGAAACGCCACACCUAGCCCGUGUUACCUUACAAUGCAACGUGGAUGGCGGCAAUGGGAAGGACAUCUCCUACCAGUAUGUCGGGAGUAACUCUAUCGUUGUCAGGGGGUGUUCAAACAAAGACGCAGACGGUCGAGAUGAUCCAGAUACUACCGUCAUGUACUUCAAAGAUGCAGGUGCCGAGCUUUUUGCUUCUGUGUCGGAGCUUGGCGGUGACUUGAUAUGCUCGCUUCGACCGAGGUGGACAAGCAAUCUGGUCCAGUAUGUUUCCAAUCGACGCUGGAUCAACGUCACUGAGCUCAGAGAAGGGAGGCCAAAUAGGCUUAGCGGCUACGAUGGCGAACUCGGCCCUGGAAACCACUCUUUUUCGCCUACCAGCGAAGUCUCCAAGAGGGACUUCUUCGCGUAUUACGCUCGACUUCUAAUCGUGCAAAAUCCGCUGGCAGCCGUCGGCCACGCAUUCGUCUACUCGAGCACCCUUUCGUCGGUCAUAAAUGCCACCAAGAGAACAUCCCCCCAGGACACCUCUUCAUUGCAGAGCCCCAACACCAACCUGACCUCGCCUGCAAACCUCUGGGGAACGGUUCUGUACGGUAAGACAGGUGCCAUACAGAGUCUUGCCAACUUCAAUGCCCGAAUGAAUGCACGAAGAGCUACGACGUGGAUUCAACCUGAUCAAGUGGCACAAUUUAUCCAGGGUGUCUUCGAGUAUUCUGCCACAUCUCAGCGUGAAUGGUUUCAGGCCAUGGCGGUGGAAAGCGGCCGCGGUGGCGGAUUCCACGGUCCGAUUUCAGAGCAAAACGGUACUCGAAGGGUCUUUGGGCUCUGGCAUGGGGCAACGGUAGGAUGGGGCUCGAGCACUCAAGAAUCUACAAACACCAUCGGCUACCUCUCUUUACUGCCCAUCGUCCUCUUUGCUUUGGCCAGCUGGGCCCUCAUUGGGUGGACACAUUGGAUCGACGAUCCUCCCGACGGACUCAAUGCGGCAAUUGAUCCGACAGAUUGGAUGUCGGCAGUUAUUGCAGCUUCCCAAGGCGGCCUCCGCUACGCCUUUGACAAGAACGCUCUGAUGACCACCAAAGGGAUGAAGGGAGCACGGUGA
This is a messenger RNA of Acaromyces ingoldii, 1473 nucleotides long. RefSeq lists its product as hypothetical. Lineage: Eukaryota; Fungi; Basidiomycota; Exobasidiomycetes; Exobasidiales; Cryptobasidiaceae. The record is from RefSeq and is a predicted model, not a curated record. The transcript is spliced from 9 exons. The coding region runs from base 91 to 1473 and encodes 460 amino acids.